AUGUCAUACUAUAACAAUACUAGUAGCAUUCCGUGCAAGUAUUUCCAGCAGGGAAGAUGCAACAGAGGGAACAGCUGCAAAUUUGCGCACGUUUACACUAAUAAUAAUAGUGGAAGCGGGCAAAGGCCUGCAAACGACGAAGGGAUAUCGGCAGCAGACCUUUACAGGAGCUUUGUAAAUCCCAGCUCACUGAAUAAAAUUGAAAAGUCGAUCUUGAGUGGUUUGCAAGAUGCGGAGCAUUUUCAAAUGAAACCGCUAAGUAGUGCUUACAGUUACGGUUUACCCUGUGCCGUAAAUCUAAUUAGUGGAAGAGAUUAUUCACAAGAAGAAUCAAGAUAUCAAUACUACCAGUCACAAAAAAAUGGUCUCGUUACCCAAUAUGAAGUUGAAAUGCGCUCUCGAGAAAGCGAUAUGCAAAAAUGUUUUGCACAUAUCAGAUCUCACCCAGACUGGGCUGCAAGAUUUCUACAAAAGAAGACUAAAGAUUUGGUAGAGACUGGCCAGCUCAGUAUAAAGAAAGACUUUGUUGAUUUCGAAUUGAAUUUGGGGAACUCUGGCUUCCAAAACUUAAGUGCACCUGGUCAAGGCGGAAAUCCAUUUACAGCUGGAAAGCCUGCAUUCGGCUCUACACCUUCCUCUGGACCGGUAGAGGCAUUUGGUGGGAACACUACCAGUAACACCGGCGCAUUUGGCCAACCAUCAUUUGGUAAAGGCGGUGGAGCGUUUGGGACUCCAGCGAAUAGUUCGAAUGCGGGCAGAUCUGCCUUCGGAGUGCCGACUUUUGGGACUAGCUUAAGCGGAGCGGGGCAGAAUAAUGCACCGAGCGCUUUCGGUAAACCAGCGUUUGACCCCACUCCUUCCACAUCUGCAUUUGGCAAUACAGCAGCAUCGAAUCCAGGACAGUUCAAUGCGUUCGGUACCUCUAUGGGUUCCGGCUCUGUUUUUGGAAAACCACAAUUUGGAACUGCUCCGUCCCAAACCACAGCACUUGGAGUGAGCAGCAAUCAAACAGGGGCGUUUGGAACCCCAUCUUUUCAAAAGCAAAACGAUAACAACGCAUUCGGAUCAGCGUCAUUCGGAUCAGCAUCAUUCGGAUCUCACAAUAUUACUACAACCGCCCCGCCAUUGGGAUCAGCUCAAAACGCUAGCAUGCCGUCGCCUUUCUCAAAUUUGCAAAAUGGUCAAAAUGCAACUGCUUCUACUAAUCCUCCUGCUGGAUCACCGUUUGCAUCAUUACAAAAUAAAACCUCAACAUCGCCCUUUGGGACGAUACCAAACAACACCAGUGCCUUCAACAAUAAAGCCUCAGUAAAUGAGACUUCGUCUUCACCAUUUGGUUCUCUCAACCAAGGUAACUCUUUGGGUGUCCAAUCAUCGCCGUUUGGUUCUUUGCAGUCAAAUACCGCCUCAAACACAUUUGGUUCAAAGCCGUCGCCUUUCGGAUCAACUGGCCAAUCACCGUUUGCAACUCAAACCAAUACUAGCACGACUGCACAGAAUCCUUUCGUGAAACCUAACGUCAAUGGCAUUAGUGCCUUGAAUAGCAUGAAUGCCCGUAAUGCAACUGCCUCCAACAUGCACUCUUUGUAUCAAAACUUCGUGCAAGGACUACCCUCGAAGGACGAGAAAUUGACUGCUAGCGACCUUGACAGUCAUACUCUCGCAAGAUUUGAAUCAGAGACCUUCAGUCUAGGAGAUGUCCCUGAUAUACCACCACCAUCGGCGCUAAUUGUUCAUAAUUAA
Messenger RNA from Zygotorulaspora mrakii, 1743 nucleotides. It is a transcript of the gene NUP42, whose product is annotated as FG-nucleoporin NUP42. Gene Ontology annotation, molecular function: metal ion binding. The transcript has a single exon. The record is from RefSeq and is a predicted model, not a curated record. Bases 1 to 1743 code for a protein of 580 amino acids. NCBI's taxonomy places the organism in Eukaryota, Fungi, Ascomycota, Saccharomycetes, Saccharomycetales, Saccharomycetaceae.